AUGAGGACAGACAUGGCUGCCCUGAGCCAGCCUGUCCAGGCCACCUACGACGCCAUCGUCAUUGGGGCUGGCAUCCAGGGCUCCUUCACUGCCUACCACCUGGCACAACGCCACCGGAACACCCUCCUGCUGGAGCAGUUCAUCCUGCCCCACUCACGAGGCAGCUCGCAUGGGCAGAGCCGCAUCAUCCGCAGUACCUAUGCCCAGGCAGUUUACGCCCGCAUGAUGCCCGACAGCUUCCGCCUCUGGCAACAGCUGGAAGCCGAGGCCAGCACCAGCCUCUACAGGCAGACGGGGCUGGUGGUGCUGGGGCCAGCAGGUGAUCCAGACCUGGAGAGCUGCCGGCGCAGCCUGGAUGGUGGUGAAGUCCUCAGUGCCACGACAUUGGCCCAGCAAUUCCCUGGCCUCCGGAUCCACGCUGGUGAGGUGGCCCUGUGGGAUGGCACUGGCGGAGUACUCUUUGCUGACCGGGCGCUGCGGGCAGUGCAGGAUGUCUUUCGCCGGCAUGGGGGCACCCUGCGGGAUGGGGAGAAGGUGCUGCGCAUUGAACCUGGGACCAUGGUCACUGUCAUCACCUCUGCUGGGGUGUACCAGGCCCCCCGGGUCAUCAUUGCAGCUGGAGCUUGGACAGGUGCCCUCGUGGCACCCCUGGGUCUCUGUCUGCCACUGCAGCCCCUGCGCAUUGAUGUCUGCUACUGGAGGAAGAAGGACCCAGGGAGCCCUGACAUGGGCAGAGCCAGUCCCUGCUUCAUCACCACAGGGCUAAGCCAAACCCCCCACAGCGUCUAUGGGCUGCCAGCCCUCGAGUACCCAGGGCUGGUCAAGGUGUGCUACCACUAUGGCAGCCCUACUGACCCUGAGGAGAGGGACCAGGCCCCCCCAGGUGCCCCUCGUCCCAGCAUUGCCCUUCUGAGCAGAUUCAUCAGCAGCUACCUGCCUGGGUUGGAGACCCAGCCAGCAGUGGUAGAGACUUGUCUCUACACGAACACCCCAGAUGAAGACUUCAUCCUGGACCGGCACCCCCAGUACAGCAACAUCAUCAUCGGGGCUGGAUUCUCAGGCCAUGGGUUCAAACUGGCACCAGUGGUGGGGAAGCUGUUGUGUGAGAUGAGCCUUGAUGAGGAGCCCUCCCACAGUGUGGCCCCCUUCGCCAUCACUCGCUUCCCUAAUGUGCUCCGGGCUGCACUGUAA
Indicator indicator is the source of this 1191-nucleotide messenger RNA. It is a transcript of the gene PIPOX, whose product is annotated as pipecolic acid and sarcosine oxidase. NCBI's taxonomy places the organism in Eukaryota, Metazoa, Chordata, Aves, Piciformes, Indicatoridae. The record is from RefSeq and is a predicted model, not a curated record. Gene Ontology annotation, molecular function: L-pipecolate oxidase activity; sarcosine oxidase activity; flavin adenine dinucleotide binding. The coding region runs from base 1 to 1191 and encodes 396 amino acids. The transcript has 8 exons. Gene Ontology annotation, cellular component: peroxisome.